CCCCCGGGGGGCGCGGAGCCCGCCGGACCGGCGGCUGAUGGCAGCUGCGCAGGAUGACACGGGCCCAUCACGUGGGUGAGCCCUCCCCGCCCCUCGCCGUACGGGACCCACGGGCCGCUGCCGCCGCCGCCCAGGGGACUCCGCCAGCGGCCGUGCCGUGAGCCACAGCUCGGAGGGUCCUGCAACCGCACGGAGCCUCAGCGACCCGUGCCCAGCACCCCGACGCCCAUCAGCGCUGGGCUUCCGCUGCAGGAGACGGCCCGGCCCGGCCCGGCCCGCAGCCCGAUUGAAUGUAAGCUCCUGAAGGUGUUCCUGGCUUUAUUGAUUUUUGUUGUGGAUGUCCUGGCUCGUUCCACUGUCCUGGCUGAUGGUGCUGCCCAACAUACAUCUGGUCGGAGGGAGGCAUGGGCUGCGGAGGAAACUGACAGUGUCCGGUCAGAUGCAGUAACCCAAUCUGCUUCUGGAGGGUGGGAAGAGAAGAAGGAGAGGAGAGAAGAGGAAGUGGCUCCCAUCCCGGCACCGGCGGAGAGAGAGUGAGCAAGAGAGAGAGGUCUGAAGAACGAUAGAUUAAUCUGGGAAGAUGAAUGAUGCUAAAGAAUGCUGAGGAGCCCUAGUCAUGGAGCAGGAUCCCAUUGUGCUAGGUGGAAAUACAAUAGCAGAACACUAACAAAUUGAGAGGAUGGAGGGAAGAUGUGAUGUGUACAACAAAGAAGAUUACAGUGCUGCUGACGUCGUUUGUACACAGUACACGGAGAAAAUACAGAUGGAGAAGAAGCAAUCUUUGAGCCCGGCGUGUGUUUGAUGGUGUAAACUUCCAAAUUUUAAAAUAUAGGAAAGGAAAAAGCAAGCCCAGUUACUAAAGAAGAAUAUAAAUGCAAAAGAGGUGAACCAUUUCCUGGACUGGCUACAACAUAUUGGUAUUUGUACAAAGUGUUUAGAAACUUGUCAACUUGCCAAACUGGUUUUUGCUGCACAUCUGACAGGAUGAACAAGCCAAAGAGAGGCUUUUUGUUGUAUUGGAACAAUAGUGACUGCUGCCUGGUUUAAAGUAAACUUAAGACUGCAUGAAUUUGCCUGACGAAAUGAAAGAAGUGGCAUUCUGGUCACCCAAAGAGGUGGCAAAUUGGCUGAUGGAGAAUGCUGUUCCAGAAUACUGUGAACCGUUGGAAUUUUACACUGGGCAGGAUUUGAUCAAUCUAACUAAGGAGGAUUUUAAGAAGCCACCUUUGUCACGUGUGUCUUCUGACAAUGGACAGAGGUUGUUGUACAUGAUAGAAACUUUAAAAAUGGAGCACCACAUUGAGGCGCACAAAAAUGGGCAUGCCAAUGGUCACCUCAGCAUCAGUACAGCUGUCACCACAAGUGAAAAUGAUUUCAGCACUAAAAUCAAACUGAAUGGGAUGCCAAAUGGAUAUAGGAAGGAGAUGAUAAAGAUCCCCAUGCCAGAGCCAGAGCGUUCCCAGUAUCCUAUGGAGUGGGGGAAGACUCUCCUGGCUUUUCUUUAUGCACUUUUCUGUUUCAUCUUUACCACAGUGACGAUUUCAGUCGUCCAUGAACGAGUGCCUCCCAAGGAGGUGCAGCCUCCCCUACCAGAUGCAUUUUUUGACCGUUUUAACCGUGUGCAAUGGGCCUUUUCUAUUUGUGAAAUUAAUGGCAUGAUUCUGGUAGGACUCUGGUUAAUUCAGUGGCUGCUCUUAAAAUACAAGUCUAUUAUUAGCAGAAGAUUUUUCUGUAUAGUUGGCACACUAUACCUAUAUCGGUGUAUUACGAUGUAUGUAACUACACUGCCAGUACCCGGUAUGCAUUUCAACUGCUCUCCAAAGCUCUUUGGAGAUUGGGAGUCUCACCUGAGGAGGAUAAUGAAAUUGCUUGCUGGAGGGGGGUUAUCUAUCACAGGAUCCCACAACAUGUGUGGUGACUAUCUCUACAGCGGCCACACAGUCAUGUUAACACUUACAUAUUUAUUUAUCAAAGAGUAUUCACCUCGGCGACUUUGGUGGUACCAUUGGAUUUGUUGGGCUCUUAGCAUAGUUGGGAUGUUCUGUAUUCUCUUGGCGCAUGAACACUACACUGUGGAUGUAGUGGUGGCUUACUACAUCACUACAAGACUUUUCUGGUGGUAUCACACAAUGGCCAAUCAGCAAGUGCUAAAAGAAGCUUCCCAAACUAACCUCCUUGCACGGGUGUGGUGGUACAGGCCCUUCCAGUACUUUGAAAAGAAUGUUCAAGGAAUUGUACCUCGCUCUUACCAUUGGCCCUUCCCCUGGCCAGUGCUGCAUCUCGGUAGACAAGCUAAAUACAGCAGAUUGGUGAAUGACACAUAACAGCUGUUAAAAGUAGGGGGAAAGGAACUGUCCAAAGUGCUCAGAACUCCAUGAGAGAAGAUGCCAUAAAAAAGUGAACUGCUCCCUAAUCCUUUAUCUUUUAACCAUUUCCUUGACUUAACCAAUUCAGUUACCUGGAAAGCACUGUGAUCUUUUUUUCUCUCCAAAGGAUCUGCGUUGGACAACAAUAAAGAAAAUUUAACUUAUCAUGCACUGUAUACAUUUCUUGUUAAUAGAUUUGGGAUUUACAUUACCCAUCACCAUGUUCCUUUGUAUAUGAUGCGACAGCAUAAAUGAAAACUUUUAUAUCAUAUGUUCCGGUCUUUCCAGUCACAUCUGGGAAUAAAACGUAUUAUUUUCUUGGGAAAACAUACUUUUCAUAUCUCUUGCCCCAAAGAUUGGGCUGUAAGCCAUUUUCUAGCAAAUGUCUAUAUGAAGGUUUCUAAAUACCUGACUGGGGAAAAAGUAAAACUCUUUCUACCUGUUACACCAAUGUUACAAAUAAAAUGAUAAGACACAGAAAGGUUUAGUAACUUUUGAUUUUGUAAAAUCUGCAGUGACAGUGUCAAAAAGUGCAAAAAAAAAUAUUCUGUUGUAAAGUGAUUUUCUAAGUAUUUCCUAACUUUAUUUUUCAAAAUAUGUAUGAAAACUAAAUUUAAAAAGAUUUUUACAUGUCAGAGAAAAGAGAGUUAAAAUAAAAAAUGCUUCUUGGAAGAGAGAGAUUUGUCUAUGUUUCUAGUGCCUUUCUUGUCUUAAUUGUAUGGUCAGUAGGCAGUCUUAGAUGUUCUUAUUUAAAAUAAAAUAUUCCAUGAAAACACAAGUAUAUGUACUGUAUACAUUAAUAAAUUUUACAUUUAUAACUAAAUUAAACUGGAAAUUUACUUAAAGUGUUGAAAUUGCUAUUAGUAGGGAAAAAACAAAUCAAAGGCUCAGAUCUUGUUCACACAUUGUGGGCAGAUCAUAGUAAAAUGCAAGAUUUAAAUUGAUUUUAUUAUCUAUUCCGUAACUGGAUUUUAACUGUCAAGACAACAGCCAUGGAUUCACUUUUUCAGGAGUUUUACAGAUGAUCACUGACUUCAAAUUGAAUAGUUUCUCCAUCCUUUAAUGAAAAUGUUGUUGAAAAACAACAAAAAUAAUCUAUUUCUUUAAAAUAUAUUUGUGCAGAAGCUGCAUGUACCUCUAAGUUUCACUCCUACCAUACAUACUGUAUGUUUGGGGAAGUAUUCUAUGAUAUCCUUGCCAAUGUGCAGAACAAAAUAGAUUUUUAAGAAUGAAGAAGAUAUCCAUUCUGUAUUUUAUGUGAAGCAGAGUUAUCUUCUAUAGGGUUAUUGUGUAUUCACAAGGUGAUAUUUGUAUUGUAAAACAAUAAUGGUGAAGGAAAAUAAAGAGACUUUUAAAAAAUGUA
Molecule: messenger RNA, 3729 nt
Organism: Mauremys mutica (yellowpond turtle)
Lineage: Eukaryota; Metazoa; Chordata; Testudines; Geoemydidae
Gene: SGMS1
Product: sphingomyelin synthase 1
Exons: 13
Coding region: 1065-2324 (419 amino acids)
Biological process (GO): sphingomyelin biosynthetic process; ceramide biosynthetic process
Cellular component (GO): endoplasmic reticulum membrane; Golgi membrane
Molecular function (GO): sphingomyelin synthase activity; ceramide cholinephosphotransferase activity; protein binding
Source: RefSeq, a predicted model, not a curated record